Molecule: messenger RNA, 4601 nt
Organism: Nematolebias whitei (Rio pearlfish)
Lineage: Eukaryota; Metazoa; Chordata; Actinopteri; Cyprinodontiformes; Rivulidae
Exons: 19
Coding region: 197-4231 (1344 amino acids)
Source: RefSeq, a predicted model, not a curated record
UCAUUUGAAUGAAAAAACAUACAGUAACAUCUUAAACCAAAGCUUUCAGUCAGUGAUCCAGACCCUGCAGGCACAAAAGCAUUGGCCAGACCGAGGCUGUAAUCCGACUUCAACCACACUUGAGUCUGCUCGUACACCUGACAGCACUUCAGAGAUAUUUCAGGGUCAAUAUGAGGAUGAUAGACAGGUGGUAGAUAUGGAGAUUAGUGAUUCAGACAUGUGUACCACAAGUCCAGACUCGUCUGCAGAAACGGGAUCUGCAUGCAGACCGUCUCAUGUGAAAGUUAACAAGUCUGACAGCCUUCCUGCUGGUGUAAAGUUAAAGGUGCCUACAGCUAAGACUAAUUGGUCCCCUGAAUCAAACCUUUCUCCAGACACACCUGUUAAAACAAUAAAGUUUGAAACUGCGUCAAAAGCAGAGAAGAUGGCAACUCCCCAUACCUGCUCAGUACCCACAUUGAAAUCUGCAUCAACCUCAUCCAAAAGGACAGAAACCACUCCCUCUUUUAGUGCCACCAUCUCAAACGCAACACCCACCGCAAAAUCUGCAACACAGUCAGUCCAGGUGAAAAGUAGAAAAGGAAGUGCAUCUGAAGUGAACUCUUCUUCUGGUAAUGCAUCACAAGCUAGCUGCAGAACUUCAUCUAAAGUUGGGAAAAGUUCGAGAUGGGAUGAUGCAACACCUAAAGCCCCAGUUGCACAUCUGACUAAAGGGACAUCUGUGGCUCCUGCUAAAAUGGCUAAAACGCUUGUUAAACAUGACAGUCCUGAUGCUCCAACUAAGAUGGCACAUGGGCCCAAACUGGUGGGAGAAAAUGCAGACUCUGAAGCCCAUAAGAAGACACGACCUUCUGUUCCCCGCCUGGGCACCACCAUACCUGCCAGCUCUGAGAACAGUGAACCACUUAAAGAGCCUUACUUGCCUGCAAGUAAAUCACCCAGUAAACACAGUCUGAAAGUUGGAGCAAAUCAGCUGAUUGUUGUGUCCUGUGAAAAGAAGAUGCAGGUCUACUGCCUGCUGUGUUCAGAUAAAUUAAACUCAUCCAGUCAGAGUCACCUGACCAAGUUUGACCAUCAGCACAAGUAUAUGAAAAUGAAGUACCCUGAAUGGACAGCAGAGGAGUCACAACUGAAAAGUAAAUUAAGGCAAGACCUGCUCCACUUGGUGCUUAUUGAGAAAGACUUGCCACACACCCGGUUGGCUCAGAAACUGGAGGUGGAGAUGGUUGUGUAUGAAAAACUGAGGACCCUUUCAGGCAAAAAAGCUGUGGAGAAAGUGAAAGAACUGUUGCGACGAAAAGACGCGCACAUUCCCUUGAUUCCUGCAGCUGAUUCGUCGAGUGCUUCUAGGCAAAACGUUUUCAGUUUCUGCGAAGUUUCAAGCUCAGAUGAUGGAAUGCCAAGCUCUUAUGAUGAGGCGGGCAUUCAGGACCAGAUGGCUUUUUUUCAAAUGCCAGAAAUGGACUCGCACGUGAAAGAAGAUUUAAAUCUGAUGGCAUAUGACCAGAGUUUAAAUGAUGAAGUCAUGGAAGUUUAUGACAGGGUUCAGGAUCAAGUUGAUCUAGAACCCAUCCAGAAUCCUGGUUUUUACGCUGAAGAUGUAGCAGACACCACUCAGUUGGAGCCAGAUGCAGAGUUUCAGUGUGGGGUUGAAGUCACACCUCCUGCUGAGAGAUUUGGACUGACGGUGCCAGAUAAAGAAGUACUAAGAGUUCGUUCCAAAAAGCAACCAGACAGGGGAAACAAAAAACUGCAUCAGACACAGCAGAUCCAGAUAAUAGAAAUAGACGAUUCUGAAAGUGAGGAAGACUCCCCAGCGGCUCCGUUACUCAAACAGCAAAGCUCAAACUGUGGUCAGAUUCAGGACCAGCUUCAGUUAUCUGUUCCACAAAACAAAACUCGUCCAGAUCUCACUCUGAGCCAUCAAGCUGAACAAAUACCAGGAGCCAAAGUGGUGAAAACAGCACAUUCUCUCACUCCUGAAACACAACGUAGGAAGAGUGAGUCAGCCUCCCAGGGCCCACGGAGAGCUUUCGAAUGUCCGCAGAAAGCUACACCUGUUCAAACUGCUGCUUCAUCAGCACGGCACAGCGCAUCAGGACCGAGCCACGGAGCCCAACAAGCUCCAAACCACAGCACGGGACCCGGAGAGAAGAGUUUACCGCAAGUGCAGCACAGAGCUGUUGUUGAGUUGAAAGCCCAGAACUGCAGUAAUUUGUCUCGUUUCCUGAGCGCACGUUAUAAGGACACCAAACCUAUCAUUGGUAUGGAGUUUGUGUGGGAGUGUCAGGGGAUGUCUGCUAAAACGUUCUACCUGUGUGAAAGCUGCCAGGAGAUCAUCUCUUUUACGGACAUGUGUCAACACAUGGUCAGCAAGAAUCACCAGACCAAUUUUUUGUGGCAGAAUUACUCUCAGUUUCUGGAUAUGUUCUUGGACUCGAACGAACUGAAUGAAAAGCAAAAAUCAGAAUUAUUUGAUCUUGUUGUCGAGAAACUAUGGGCACGGGAGCAGGCCGAAAAUACGGAUGCACGGGUUCUUAUUCUGCCUUCGGAGCAGCAUGGAUUGGUUCAGACAGCAGCUACUUUCAGCAAAGCUUUACAACUCGUGAAAGGUUCUGUGGACAAGAAACCAGAAUGUCAUCCACCCAUCUCCCAGCAGAACAAAACUGGUCAGAAAGCAGAAAACCCUAGUUUGGAGAAAAAGGCUGGUGUUGGAGAUUUGCAUGUGGUUGGAGAAAGAAUCGUCAUCGAUCUGGAAGCAUACCCCUCUUGCUCAAAGGAUGCACCUGUUGUCUCUUCAGUCCCAAUAGCUGGUGCACAUCUUGUGCCUCAAGAGGCCUGUUGUGGUUUAUUUCCACAACCAGCAUUCAAACCGCACGUGUCUAAUCUCCGAAACUCUGAUCCUCAGCUGCAAGAAAAGCCAGUGUCAGAAUCAUCAACAUCAACCACCAGUACCUCUACAACAGGUCAAAAACCAAAGGUCUACCUCUCAAAUGAAUCCCUUCCAAACAGGAAAAGAGCAGCAGAAACACCUGAAACUCUGCUCCAGUCCUGCACCAUCAGCCCUCAGAAGCACCCUUUGCCAGCCAAACAUACACCCAACCCAGUGAAUGUUAUGACUCAGCACAAACUGGACUCAGCGUUCUCUGCCGUUAACUCUGCUGAGAACCUCACCCCACUGGCUCCGACAGAUAACAACUCUGAACCCACACAAAUGAAACGCACUGUGAACUUGGAGCCAUUAGCAGAACUGAUCUCCAUGAUGAAACAAAGGAAAUUUGAGAAUAUUCAGACUCCCCCCAGGUCAGCUCUUGACAAUGCUGAAUCUACCAGUUCAUCGGACCACAGGAGGGAUUUAAAGCCUCUAAACAUAGAUUCUGAAAAUGCAAAAGAUAAAACAACAUUGGGUUCAGAACAUCAGCUGGUUAAAGCUACAGCCAAGAAAAAUUCAACCUCUUACGCUGUAGUAGCGAACAAGACAGCUUCCUUUGACGUUAAGAAAAACCUCACUACUGGCGUCAGCGCUGCUUCUUCAGCCAACAUUUUGUCUGCGCAGUUUGUGAAGGCCAACCGUCCAGCUGACGAGACCGGAGACGCCGUUGUAGUCGUAUCUACUGCUGCCACGGCAGAAGCCAAAGCCCCACACAUGCUGCCGAGCUCCAGUGCUCAGGACGUUUUCACAAAUGUGAGCAGCUUUUCAGCUGAUUGUGCGCCCAACAACCAAAAAACACACCGGAUGCCACAUAAUAACCCAGAGCCCAGUGGGUCUAGUCAGCAGUCCAUUAGCACCGUCAUAAGUGCCCGACCAAACCUCGUUCAGCACACCUUCCAGGGCAGCAAAAACUGGCAGGCUCACGCUGAUGCGAACAGAAACGAUUGGGUCACUUCCCACGCUGAUCCAACAGCUAAUCUCACUGACACUGCAGCGGUUUCUGGAGGUUCCUACGCUCCACACGGCCAAACUGUUUAUUUCACAGGAGGAGAUUCGGGGUCUUUUUUCACUCAGAUGCCUACUGGUUAUACGACACAAAACAAUCCCCCCAUCACUGCAGCAAGCUCAACUCAGGAGUACGUCUACCCAAACCAGAUGUAUCCAGAUCAGACUGGAAACCCCCUCAGCCUGCCUUCAUUCAGUUACAAUGUAACUGCUCAAAUGCCUCCAGGUUGGGAGUGUCUGGGAGUGCAGCAGCAGUACGCCUUCUGGGCAAGAGAACCAGGAAGUAAUCAGUAGCUUUGUUAAUGUUUUUUGUCUUUUUCUUCUUUUCCAUGUCUUAUUUUCUUAUGUGGUAUUUUAAAUGUUGGCUAGUUGUUCUCUCUUAAAUCCAGUUUGUGUUGUUUUGGGUUUUUUUUAUGCUGCCACAAAGAGUGCUUUGUUUAAAGUAUUUAUGGCAUCACAUUGAGAAGGCGUUUAUAAUGUACCGUAGUUAGUUUUGCAUUUUGUUGUAUGAAGUUUUUGUUGAAGGUUUCAAUUUACAAUCUGAACGCUAUUGGGAACAUUCACUAUGAAGUAUUUGUCAGACAGAAAAUGUCAAUAAGCUAUCUUUUUUCCUGCUUUGUUGCAUUUUUUUUGAAGAAGCAAUAAUUUUAAUAAAAUAUCUGUA